Brettanomyces bruxellensis is the source of this 816-nucleotide messenger RNA. RefSeq lists its product as uncharacterized. Lineage: Eukaryota; Fungi; Ascomycota; Pichiomycetes; Pichiales; Pichiaceae. Bases 1 to 816 code for a protein of 271 amino acids. Gene Ontology annotation, biological process: L-proline biosynthetic process. The transcript has a single exon. Gene Ontology annotation, molecular function: pyrroline-5-carboxylate reductase activity. The record is from RefSeq and is a predicted model, not a curated record.
AUGGAUAAUUACACAUUAACAAUCCUUGGCUGCGGUACCAUGGGUACUGCCAUGCUUUUAUCAAUCAUGAAAGCUACCUUUCAGCCAUAUCCAGCAAAGUUCAUCUGCUGUACCGGCGACAAAGAAUCUGCAGAAGCCCUUCAAAAGAGAUUUGGGGACAAAAUUGAGGCUUCAUACGGUGAAUCUAACAUCAGUGCUGUGAAAAGAGCUGAUGUCAUCAUUCUUGGUCUUAAGCCAUAUAUAUGUGAAUCCGUGCUGGAAUAUGUUAAGAGUGGGUUAAAUGGUCACCAAGUUAUUAUUUCAUUGCUUGCAGGCUGGAGUAUCGAGAGAUUGAGUAAAUAUUCUUCCUGCAUUGCUCGUGUGAUGACCAACACCCCGGCUAAAUUUGGACACGGAAUGGCUAUAGUUUCAUUUUCCAAAGAGGCUCAGAAGUAUGAAGAUCUGGUGAUGAACAUGAUUGGAACGGUCGGAAAAGCGUUGAAGCUUCCAGAAAAGCAUAUGGACGCCGCAACAUCAUUGGUUGGAUCCGGACCAGCGUUCUGCUUGUUAAUGCUUCAAGCCAUGGCUGAGGGUGCUGUUCAAAUGGGAAUUCCUUAUGAUAUUGCUAAAGAUUGCGCUGCAAAAGUUAUGGAAGGUACUGCAAAGAUGGUGAUGGAGACAGGUGAGCAUCCAGAGGCUUUGAAGGCCGAAGUUUGUACUCCUGGUGGAACUACGAUAGCUGGAUUGUUGGUUAUGGAAGAUAGAGGUGUUAGAGGAGGUAUUAGUAGAGGAGUGGAAAAAGCUGCCGAGGUUGCCGCACUACUAGGCAAGAAAUAG